Molecule: messenger RNA, 825 nt
Organism: Chenopodium quinoa (quinoa)
Lineage: Eukaryota; Viridiplantae; Streptophyta; Magnoliopsida; Caryophyllales; Amaranthaceae
Exons: 2
Coding region: 1-825 (274 amino acids)
Biological process (GO): DNA integration
Molecular function (GO): nucleic acid binding
Source: RefSeq, a predicted model, not a curated record
AUGACACAAAAUGGGAUUCUUGAGGUCGAGCCUUUUGAUGUAUGGGGCAUUGAUUUUAUGGGACCAUUUCCCUCUUCUUGUGGGAAUCGAUACAUUUUGGUUGCCGUCGAAUAUGUCACCAAGUGGGUCGAAGCUAUUACGUCGCCUACUAAUGAUUCAAAAGUCGUUAUGAAGCUAUUUAAAAAGAUCAUCUUUCCGCGGUUCGGAGUCCUAAGAGUUGUUAUUAGUGACGGUGGUUCUCAUUUCCAUCAACGAACUUUCAAGGCUCUUCUUAAGAAACAUGGAGUUACUUACAAGUUGGAUGAUACAUUGUGGGCAUUGCGAAUGGCUUACAAGACUCCGUUAGGGACAACUCCAUAUCGGUUGGUGUAUGGCAAAGCUUGUCAUUUACCGGUCGAAAUGGAAUAUCUUUCAAAAUGGGACGUCAAGGAGAUUAAUUUAGAACUAGAAAAGGCCAGUGAAGCAAGACUUCUUCAAUUGAACGAGCUAGAUGAGAUACGCCUUGAUGCUUAUGAGAAUCAUAGGCUCUACAAAGAGAAAACGAAGAAUUUUCAUGAUAAGAUGAUCCAGAAACGAGAGUUCAAGGUUGGCGACAAGGUCUUUCUUUAUAACUCGAGACUUCGGCUCUUUCUUGGAAAGCUUAAGUCUAGAUGGUCCGAGCCUUUCACAGUUACUGAUGUCAAAGCACAUGGAGCCAUUGAGGUUGCUAGCAAAAACGGCACGAAAUUCAAGGUAAAUGGACAACGUUUGAAGCUAUAUAUUGAGGGUGCUUUUAUCGGCAAAUUGCAGAUGAUUUAUCUCUGCGAUCCACCAAUUGAUGCUUGA